This is a messenger RNA of Helianthus annuus (common sunflower), 597 nucleotides long. RefSeq names its product protein SRC2-like. Lineage: Eukaryota; Viridiplantae; Streptophyta; Magnoliopsida; Asterales; Asteraceae. The transcript has a single exon. Gene Ontology annotation, biological process: defense response. The coding region runs from base 1 to 597 and encodes 198 amino acids. The record is from RefSeq and is a predicted model, not a curated record.
AUGGAGUACACCCUAGACUUCACUCUCGUCUCCGCAAAGGGACUAACAAAAGCUAGCACCAUCUCAGGCACUGCAGACCAAAAGGUACAAAAGUUCAAAACCCACAUUGAUAAAGAUGGUGGUUCAGACCCCAUGUGGAAUUUCCCCAUGAAGUUCACUAUGAAUGAAGCCGCAGGCCUUGAGAACCGUCUGACGCUAGUGGUAAAGAUCAAGGGUGCGAGAAUGUUUUUGGAUAAGAAUUUGGGAGAAGUUCGUGUGCCGAUCAAAGAGCUUCUUGAAGGCUCAAAAACCGAAGGGAAGACGAUGCAGAAUGUGAGUUAUCAGGUGAGAGGGAGGUAUGGUGAACCCGACGGAGUUGUCAGUUUUUCAUAUAAACUGGGAUCUGGUUCUGUUUAUCGACCGCAUGCAGUGCGUGGAGCAGGUGGACAGGGCAGCUCUGGUAAUGGGUUUGGAACCGGUCUUAUUGAUGAGUUGUUGAUCAGGGAUGUUGCUAACAGUUCUGGCUGCGGUGGUGGCGUUGUGAGACGUGCCAACUCUUUUCCUACAAUCUCCAAGCGUGUGUUCAAGAGCCGAGUCCAUGCACCUUUAAUUCCUUAA